CAAACAUUCUUUGCUUUUCUUCUUUCAUCUUCUUCUUCCCUUUGAUUCAAAUUUCUUUUGCUAUGAUUCUUUCUAAAAAACUCAUCCUUGUUCUGUUUUUGUCGAUUUCUCUGUUUCUAGUUCCAGCAAGUGCUAUCAGAGGUUUUGUUGAGAAGCCCAGAAAUAUUAAAAUUGAUGGGUAUUUGAAUUAUGUUGAAUCUCCAGAGUAUCGUAAUAGCCAAGAAUGUCCAAUUUUAGAUUCAAAUUUGUUGAUUUGUGACCCAAGUUUGAUACAUGUAGCUAUGACUCUUGAUGUCAAAUAUUUUAGAGGAUCAGUAGCAGCAGUUCACUCUGUUCUCAAGCAUUCAUCUUGUCCAGAAAAUGUUUAUUUCCAUUUUGUGGCUUCGAAGAAUAAAGAUUUUCAAGAACUGAGACAGAUGGUGAAGUCCAUAUUUCCAUCUCUGAGUUACAAAGUUUACAGCUUUAAUGAGUUUCGAGUGAAGAAAUUGAUAUCAUCUUCGAUUCGUCAAGCUCUUGAUAAUCCAUUGAACUAUGCUAGGACUUAUUUAGCUGAGAUCAUCCAGCCCUGUGUUGAAAGGGUAAUUUAUCUUGAUUCUGAUGUUGUUUUGGUUGAUGACAUCCAAAAGUUAUGGUCGAUUUCUUUAACUGGUUCGAGAAUUAUUGGAGCUCCAGAGUACUGUCACGCAAAUUUCAGAACAUAUUUUACCAACAAUUUUUGGUCUGACCCGAAAUUAUCGAAUGUGUUUCAAGGGAAAAAGCCUUGUUAUUUCAAUACAGGGGUGAUGGUUAUAGAUUUAGGGAAAUGGAGAAAAGGAGAUUAUACUGUAAAGAUUGAGAAAUGGAUGAAGAUACAGAAGGAGAAAAGGAUUUAUGAAUUGGGAUCAUUACCACCAUUUAUGUUGGUAUUUGGAGGGGAAAUUGAAGGAAUUGAUCAUAGAUGGAAUCAACAUGGGCUUGGUGGAGAUAAUUUGGUGAAUAGUUGUAGAACAUUGCAUCCAGGUCCAGUUAGUUUGUUGCAUUGGAGCGGUAAAGGGAAACCUUGGGUCAGGCUUGAUAAAGGGAAUCCUUGUCCUGUUGAUCUUUUAUGGAUGCCUUAUGAUCUCUAUAGACUUAGCUCAAUUGAUUCUUUUGACGAUCAAGAGCCAAGAGCCAUGAUUUGAUUGUUUAAGCAUACAAGUUAAAACCCUAUAGUGAUAAUUUUUUUAUUCUUUUUCUACAUUGGGAAAAAGUGACAACUUAGAUCCAGGGGAUGAUUUUGUUGAGUCCCCUUCGAGUUAUUUCUUGUGUAUAAGAGCAAAUUAUUUUUGUAAAGCGAUUAUUCUUUCAUUUUAUUUGUGAUAAUCAGAGUAUUCAUUUGA
Solanum verrucosum is the source of this 1358-nucleotide messenger RNA. Its product is annotated as probable galacturonosyltransferase-like 10. Gene Ontology annotation, cellular component: Golgi apparatus. The transcript has a single exon. Gene Ontology annotation, molecular function: glycosyltransferase activity. Lineage: Eukaryota; Viridiplantae; Streptophyta; Magnoliopsida; Solanales; Solanaceae. The coding region runs from base 63 to 1160 and encodes 365 amino acids. The record is from RefSeq and is a predicted model, not a curated record.